This is a messenger RNA of Castor canadensis (American beaver), 1476 nucleotides long. It is a transcript of the gene Star, whose product is annotated as steroidogenic acute regulatory protein. Gene Ontology annotation, cellular component: mitochondrion. NCBI's taxonomy places the organism in Eukaryota, Metazoa, Chordata, Mammalia, Rodentia, Castoridae. Gene Ontology annotation, molecular function: cholesterol transfer activity; cholesterol binding. The record is from RefSeq and is a predicted model, not a curated record. Gene Ontology annotation, biological process: regulation of steroid biosynthetic process; intracellular cholesterol transport; steroid biosynthetic process.
AUCCUUGACCCCUUCCUCUGCACAGUGAAUGAUGGCUUUUUUAUCUCCCAGUGAUGAUGCACAGCCUUCAGCUGGAGGCAUUUAAGACACAGAGCACAUGGUCCCCAAGCACAGCUGCAGGAUCCAGAGGUGGACCUUGAGGGGCUCAGGAAGAAGGAAGAGGACGUCUUUGGGAGGAGCAGGAGCAGCCAGCAGCAGUACCACAUCAGCCAGGAAACCAUGCUACUAGCAACAUUUAAGCUGUGUGCUGGGAGCUCCUAUAGACACAUGCGCAACAUGAAGGGGCUGAGGCACCAAGCUGUGUUAGCCAUUGGUCAGGAGCUGAAUCGGAGAGCACUGGGGGACUCAAAUCCUGGCACGUGGAUUAACCAGGUUCGGCGUCGGAGCUCUCUGCUUGGUUCUCGGCUGGAGGAGACUCUCUACAACGAUCAGGAGCUGGCCUAUAUCCAGCAGGGAGAGGCAGCCAUGCAAAAAGCCCUGGGCAUCCUCAGCAACCAGGAGGGCUGGAAGGAAGAGAACCAGCAGGCAAAUGGGGACAAAGUGCUGAGUAAGGUGGUCCCAGAUGUGGGCAAGGUGUUCCGGUUGGAGGUGGUAGUGGACCAGCCCAUGGAAAGGCUCUAUGAAGAACUUGUGGAACGCAUGGAGGCAAUGGGAGAGUGGAACCCGAAUGUCAAGGAGAUCAAGAUCCUGCAGAAGAUUGGAAAAGAUACGGUCAUCACCCAUGAGUUGGCUGCAGAAGCUGCAGGAAACCUGGUGGGGCCCCGUGACUUUGUGAGUGUGCGCUGUGCCAAGCGCCGAGGUUCCACCUGUGUGUUGGCAGGCAUGGCCACACACUUUGGGGAGAUGCCUGAGCAGAAAGGCAUCAUCAGGGCUGAGCAUGGUCCCACAUGUAUGGUACUUCAUCCACUGGCUGGAAGUCCCUCAAAGACCAAACUCACUUGGUUGCUCAGUAUUGAUCUCAAGGGAUGGCUACCAAAGACGAUCAUCAACCAGGUUUUAUCACAGACCCAGAUGGAUUUUGCCAACCACCUGCGCAAGCGCCUGGAGUUCAGCCCUGCCUCUGAGGCCUGGCAUUAGGGCCAUCCUGCUGUUCUGCCACUGCAUUGGCAUGCAUGCACAUCAGGAAAUCCCUGUGGGAACCUUGAAAACCUGUUCAAGAUCUCAUCUGAUGACAUUGGGGGCGGGAGGUGGUAGUUUUAGAGUAAGAGACCAGGACUCAGACUGGCAAAAGUUUUAGUACCAAGAAAAUAGAGAUGAGGCUCUUAGAUAAAAGAGGAAGAAACUUCUCACUAGGUAUUUGUUAAAACUUUCUUCCAGAUCCUUGUAUGUCCAUCAAAAACAUCUUAAAAAUACUAGUGGCUGAUACAGGUGAGGGUAAUGGUAAGGAAUGGGAGCUGCUGCCUUAUGGGCUCAAGAACUCCAUUCCCUGGGUGCCAGUGACUCACGCCUGUAAUCCUAGCUACUAGAGAGGAAGAG